CUUCAUUCUCUUUGGCUGGCGUCCAUUCGUGGAGUGACAGCUCUUCUACACCACCGUGUUUUGAAGUAACUGCUUGUGAUUAAUCCAUUCGUAGACGGACAUAGAAUUAAAUAUGUUAUUUAACAACAUUUAUGUCUUUCUGGUCAUUUAUAUUUUUGCGGUAUUUGGUAUCGGGAAUGCCAGAAAGUCCACAAACGACGCCUUUCUGACUAAAGUAUCGGCUUGUUGUCAAUCGGCAAUUCUGGCGGUGAAGACACAAAGGAAUCCAAAUUGUAAAGCAAUUGGUCGACGUGCAUCUUCUGGACUUAUUUGUCGUACAUCUGCUGAAUUGUGUUGUGUAAAGCAGUUGCAAGAAUCUUUAUGCAGAAAGGGAAGAUCGGUCGCAAUUAAUGGCGGUUCCUGUGAUUUGGACUCUACGCGUUAUUAUGGUAGAGAAGAUCACCAAGAGUGCUGUUAUUGUUGUUAUCUUGGAAUUGAGGCCAAACGGAAAGGAAUUGGUUGUCAAACUUCCGCGGUUCUUGGUUUCCCUUGUCAAAACGCAUUUUCAAGAUGUUGUUUAAUGGAUGAUCCACAUCCUUCAGGUUUUCCAACAGGAGUGUUUGGACCAGUAGUAGCAACAACUGCACCAAGAACAUGCUCUAAUUUAGGAUGUUCUCAAAGUUGUGUUCUCCUCAGCGGUGUUCCUACUUGUGUUUGUAGGAACGGAUUUGAACUAAAUGUGAAUGGUCGUACGUGCAACGAUGUGAAUGAAUGCGCCAGAGGUGUAGUGUGCAAUCAAGGUCAAGCGUGCAGAAACACGUACGGGUCAUACGAGUGCGUUAAAGGCGCACAAGUUGUCACCGUUGCCCCUACUAUCACGUGUCCAAUAGGUCUCGAAGUUGAUCCCGGUAGAAGACAAUGUCGAGAUAUAAACGAGUGUGAACGAUCUCCUUGUCAACCCGAGGAACAGUGUCAAAAUUCGAUAGGAAGUUAUACAUGCAACCCAAGAUGCCCAAGUACAUAUGUAUUCAGGAAUGGUCAAUGUGAAAAAAAAUGUCGUUCAGGAUUGAGGUGGGACGGUCGACGAUGCACGGAUAUAGACGAGUGUAAUACAGUAAGGAAUGCCUGCCCAAGUGGACAAUCAUGUGAAAAUGUUCAAGGCAGUUAUCGCUGUCGUUGUCCAAGUGGAUAUACACUUCGCAACUCAAGAUGUUAUGAUAUAAAUGAAUGUCAGAGACCUGGUAUUUGUCAAUCAAACGAACGAUGUCGUAAUACAGCUGGAUCAUACAAAUGUGUGACAAAAGUCAAUGAUUGCAGUCGAGGAUAUGAACGGGUUGGGGGGGAAUGCGUAGCAAUCAGGGUAUGUGGAACAUCACGAGAAGAUUGCAGUGAGCAUGCAAGAUGUAGAAACACAGGUCCAGGACGAUACCAGUGUACAUGCAAGCGAGGGUAUAGUGGAAAUGGAAAAAAUUGCCAAGAUAUAGACGAGUGUAAUACAGUAAGGAAUGCCUGCCCAAGUGGACAAUCAUGUGAAAAUGUUCCAGGCAGUUAUCGCUGUCGUUGUCCAAGAGGAUAUACACUUCGCAACUCAAGAUGUUAUGAUAUAGACGAGUGUAAUACACUAAGGAAUGCCUGCCCAAGUGGACAAUCAUGUGAAAAUGUUCCAGGCAGUUAUCGCUGUCGUUGUCCAAGUGGAUAUACACUUCGCAACUCAAGAUGUUAUGAUAUUGAUGAGUGCCGAGAAGGUUUGUGUGCUAGGCAUGAAACAUGUACUAAUCUGCCUGGAACGUAUCGUUGUGAAGACAAAUCGAGGUGUGACCCUGGAUAUCGCCGUCAGAGUGGAGCCUGUGUUGAUGUAAAUGAGUGUUUAGAUUCCAGACGGUGCUCCAGUGAUCAAGUGUGUGUAAAUACAGAAGGAAGCUACGAAUGCAGAGUCCGAUGUUCGUCCGGUUAUGAGCGAGAUCCAUCCACUAAUGAUUGUAGAGACAUCGAUGAGUGUGCGGUUGGUAACCGAUGUGGGCCAAAUAGAGAUUGUCGAAAUCUUCCUGGAACCUUUAGCUGUAUUCGGGGAUGUCAACCUGGAUACGAGAGAAAUAAUGGAAGGUGUGAAGAUAAAGACGAAUGUCUUAUAUAUAUAUAUGUUCUCCUCCGAGACCUGUAUGUGAAAAUAUACCUGGUAGUUACAGAUGUAAUUAUCGUAAAUGUCCUGAUGGCUUUGAAAGAAGACGAGAUGGACGAUGUCAUGACAUCGAUGAAUGCACUACCGGAAGACACAGAUGCAGAGCCAAAACUGAAAUGUGUGUUAAUGUCAAUGGCACAUACUCGUGCCGCUGCAAUCCCGGCUAUUACAGAAGAGCAGAAGAAGUCCAUUGUCGAGAUAAAGAUGAGUGUUCAGAAGCAAGCCAGUAUUGUCAACACAACUGCGUAA
Dendronephthya gigantea is the source of this 2407-nucleotide messenger RNA. Its product is annotated as fibulin-1-like. The transcript has 18 exons. Gene Ontology annotation, molecular function: calcium ion binding. The coding region runs from base 113 to 2407 and encodes 764 amino acids. Lineage: Eukaryota; Metazoa; Cnidaria; Anthozoa; Malacalcyonacea; Nephtheidae. The record is from RefSeq and is a predicted model, not a curated record. Gene Ontology annotation, cellular component: extracellular region.